AUGGCCGGUUUUCCACCAACUUUGCCACUUCGAAUUUAAUUUCGCUAAGCGACCCGGCUUAGUGGGGAAGCGUCAAACACUUGCACACCAUUUAGUCUGGCCCGAAUCCCCCUUCAAAUUCCCAUCGAUCGAUCGAUCGCGGGCAGUUCGUGCGACUCGCAGGUGAUUGCGUGUCGGUGUGAGUGAGUAUCUGUGAGUGGUGCACGCGCUUCGGGCGGGGAUUUCAGCUUUCGAAUUUUCAAGUAGUUCGUUGACUGCCCGCCGAGGAAGUUGUGAAGGUGCUCCGCCAUCGAAUCGUCCGCGCAGUCUAGAAUCCGUCACCCGAUCGGAAGGUGCUCACCUCGCUCUAGUCCAGGAGCCUAGAACAUAAAUUAAACUGACACAGUACAAACCAAUCUCCGAAACAAUCGCGCACCAUGAAAUUGGCCAUAAUCUUCGAGGCUUUGUUUUUGUUCGUCUGCUGGUCGCAAGACUUAUCAAUCGAACGUGUCGUGCAGACCCGCUCAAUGGAAAAUCGUGUCAUAUGAUAUUGUUGCCGCCGUAACAGAAUUUUGAUUUAAAUUUGAAUUGUUUAGAAUAAGCACACAUAUGUAAACUUAUCGAUAGGUUUAGUAACGGCCAAAAGAAGGAAAAGCGUCGGCCAUCGCUAUUAGAAAGAAGAAGAGAAAUACGGUGAAGUUAACGUGUGGAUAAAACACGAAGUUUUUUAGCGCGCUUUUCACAUUUUUGUGGCACGCAUAUGGACUAAUAAAGAUUAUUAUUAAGAAAUUGUGUGUUUGCUAAAGAAACGUGGGGCCACACGUCCCGGAGACAACAUUUCUAAAAAACUUCGAGUUCUAAAAAACUUGGUUCUAUAAGACCUCGUUCUGGAAAAACUUCGUUACCUACGGAUCAAAGCGUCGGAUUCCCAGCAGAUAACAGCUAGGUCGAGCUGAUCACGUCGAUUACAGGAACGAAAGGACUUUGCGGAUCAAGGCAGAGGUAAAGGCGUGGCUGCCCUAGAAAGAAAAGCUAGGUAAGCACGCAGAUCGAACGAAGAAGCACACGUAUACAUGCAGACGCGUCAGAACACGCACGCCAGUUAGAGUGGAGCAUGAACAUAGAAGUGUGCCAAAUUUGUGAGAACAAGAACGAGACAGCGUCAGAGAAUUGGGUUCAGUGUGACGUUUGCGGAAGGUGGUACCAUUUUGAGUGUGCCGGCGUAGAGGACGACAUUGAGAGCAAGGACUGGAGUUGCGAUUUCUGCCUUGCGGGUUGCAGCCACAUAGCACCGUACGGCAGUAUGCAAAGAUCACCGGUACAGCCUCAAACACGCGAAGACGCAAUGGCCACCCCCGAACCGCACGACAAAGCGCUGGCUGUCGAUACUCUAAUCGAUAUGGCCGGCAGCGGAGAGAACACACACGCGCAGGAAGGAAAUCCGGAAAGGAAUAGGAACCAAUUGCUUUUAAAGAUGCUAGAGGAGAAAAGGCAAUCGGAGGCAAAGUUUAUAGAAGAAAAGUAUAAACUUCUCAUGCAGAUGAAUCCCACUGAUGUACCGGAAGCCGGGAUGGUUCGAGCUACAGAUUCACCAACGAGCAGUCAAAUAGCGGCCCGGCAAGCUAUACCAAAAGAUCUUCCAACAUUCAGUGGAGAUCCGGAGGAGUGGCCGUUAUUUAUCAGCACGUUCGAACACAGCACCACAGCAGCUGGAUACACCAACGUGGAAAACAUGCUACGUCUGCAAAAGUCGCUUAAAGGAAAGGCUCGUGAACUGAUUAGGGAUAAACUUCUACUUCCGAACCUAGUUCCAGAUGUCAUCAGCACUCUGAAGAUGUUCUUCGGCAGACCAGAGCAUAUCCUAGAAAGAAUGGUGGAAAAGGUGCGAAGACUGGCACCACCCAAAGACAGAUUGGAGGCGUUAAUAGAGUACGCGCUAGCAGUUCGCAACGUCUGUGCGAUUAUGGAGGCAUGCGAUCUGAAGGCACAUCUUAACAAUCCAAUGCUGGUUAAGGAGCUCGUAGAUAAGCUUCCCAACCAACACAAGCUAAAUUGGGCAAUGCAACCUCGCGAUGAUAGGAUAGCAGCAGUUAAAGCAUUCAGCGAUUGGUUGUACAAGAUCGCAGAGGCAGCAUCUUCAGUAGUGGCGCCAUCGUUUUACAAAUCAGGCGCAGUUAACACUCACAACAGUCGCGCAACGCAAGGACAAGCACGAUCGAACGCAAGCCAAACGGAAGCAGCUCAGCAGCAAGUUCAAUCGGGGUGCGUGGCGUGCGGCGACAUCAGUCACCGCCCACCACAAUGUCAGGUGUUCUUGAACCUCGACACGCAGCACAGGUGGCAGAUAAUCACAUCGAGUAAAGCAUGUUUCUGCUGCCUCAAAGUACAUCGCAAUAGAUGCCGAACCGGAAACUGUGGAAUUAACAGAUGUACAAGGCGGCACCAUGAGCUACUUCACACGGAACAAGGCAGUACACAAAAUCUCGUGAGUACGCAUCAAGACGACAACUACGGAAGUCAAUUCUUUCGCAUCAUUCCAGUUAAGCUACGCAAUGGCAGCAGGAUGAUCGAAAUCUAUGCAUUCCUAGACGAAGGAUCAUCCGUGACUUUAGUAGACGCAUCUGUAUUCCAAAGAUUAGGAAUACAAGGCCAAGCUGCGCCAAUGUGUUUACAGUGGACCGCAGAAACAACUCGAAUUGAGAGCGAAUCCGUAAAAGCAUCAAUCCAAAUCUCUGAAACCAAUUCCGAUAGAUUUUAUUGGUUGAACAACGUCCAGACCGUUCAGAACCUAGCACUGCCAAAACAGACAGUCGAGAUGAAAGAACUACGUAGCAGAUUCCAGCAUCUGAGAGACUUACCGCUAGAGUCCUAUUCUGCCCAGCCGACAUUGCUAAUCGGGUCGAAUAAUUGGAAGCUAGCAGUCCCUCGCAGGAUCCGAGAAGGGAAAUGGAACGAACCGAUAGCAUCGAAGUGUAUGCUAGGAUGGACCAUCCAAGGAUCGACGAACCCCCAACGAUCUAUUGUCAUGCAUCACUGCGACUGCGAUUGGCAGGAGCUUCAUGACGAUAUCAAGAACCAUUACAGCCUUGAGACGCUCGUACCACGUAAGCUAUAUUCAGCCGAAGAUAAGCUAGCAGUCAAAAUAUUAGAGACCACCUGCCAAGAGAAGUCAGGAAAAUACGAAGUCCGUUUUCCGUGGCGUGGUGGCAUCGACAAACUGCCAGAGAGCCGCGGUAACGCUCUGAAACGCCUUACCUGCAUAAAGAAAAAGGUAUCUCAGGAACCUGAUAUGUACGACAAGAUUGACGCCCAAGUCAGGAACCUUCUAGACAAAGGAUACGCGGUUAAGCUAUCCAAGGAGGAAACCUGCCGUGAGAACAGCCGUACGUGGUAUCUGCCGAUAUUCAUAGCGCGAAAUCCAAAUAAGCCGAGUAAGCUAAGACUGGUAUGGGAUGCAGCCGCGAAGUCACACGGAUGUGCACUGAAUGACUACUUACUUAAGGGACCAGAUUGCCUGAACCCACUCAUAGAGGUCUUACUAGCCUUUCGUGUCAACAAGAUUGCGAUUUGCGGAGACAUUGCGGAAAUGUUUCACAGGAUCAACAUCCGUGAGGAGGAUAUGCACGCGCAACGAUUCUUGUGGUAUGACAGAAGCAACGAUAAAGUAGAAACCUAUGUUAUGCGGGCUAUGACUUUUGGGAUCAGUUGCGCACCAUUCAUCGCUCACUUCGUUCGAGAUAAAAAUGCAGAAGCCCAUCAAGAAGAUUUCCCAUUAGCCUUAAACGCCAUCCAAAAGGCGCACUACGUCGACGACUACAUCGAUAGCAUGAGAAACGAACAGGAGGCCAUCCAGACCACCAGACAAGUCAUAGAGGUUCAUCGAAGAGGCGGAUUCGAGAUCCGAAACUGGUCUUCUAAUUCAAAAGAAGUCCUUAAGAGCUUGCAAAGUAAUGGCAAUGUUGGUAGCCAAGAACCUGUGGAUUUUUGUUCGACUGAAAAGAUACUUGGUAUGUCCUGGGACCCACAUAAGGAUGUGUUUAAGUUUCUCUGCAGAUUUGCAAGGCUGAAACGCGACGUCCUGGCAGAAAACAUAGUCCCGACCAAGCGAGAAGUUCUGCAAGUCCUUAUGUCGAUCUUCGAUCCAUUAGGAUUCUUGUCGUGCCACACGAUUGGGCUGAAAAUACUUCUCCAGCGUAUAUGGCGGCUAAAUAUCGACUGGGAUCAGGAGCUGCCCGAGAAGAUUCUGGAAGACUGGCGCCUUUGGAAAACUCUUUUAGGGCAAAUCAGGAUUUUCGAGGUGCCGAGAUGCUUCUCCCCAGACACAUCAGAUCCACGCCAAACGGAGCUUCACACAUUCGUCGACGCCAGCGAGUAUGCGUAUUCUGCUGUCUGCUACUUGCGUGUAGCAACGGAUGCCAAAGUCGACGUCUCUUUGGUGAUAGCGAAGUCGAAGGUGGCACCUUUAAAACCACUCUCGAUUCCGCGUAUGGAGCUGCAGGCAGCAGUUAUGGGAGCACGCUUAGCCCACAAGGUGAUGGCAACGCGCAACCUGCGAAUCGACAACGCCACAUACUGGUCAGAUUCAAAGACAGUACUGCAGUGGCUAACUAUGGACCCCCGUAACUUUCAUCAGUUCGUGAUGCACAGAGUCGCCGAAAUCCUGGAAACAACGCAAGUCGAGCAAUGGCGGUGGGUACCCUCGAAGCUGAACGUAGCAGACGGAGCUACAAAGAUGACCGAUCAAACUCAGCAGAAGACGUGGAUAACGGGGCCUGGGUUCCUAAAAGCUGAAUCCAGCCAUUGGCCAACAUCGACAAAGCAGGAGAGCAUCAUCGAUACUUCAGAAAUACGGAAGCAUGUGAUGACAACGUGUGCGAGAUCAGCGGUUAUGUUCAAUGCGCACCAUUUCUCGAGCUGGCGGCGGUUGUAUAGAGCAGUGGCGAUAAUAUUCCUGUUCGUCGAUCGGUUACGAGCGAAAUGCGCCAAGCAAGACAUGCCAACAGCCACGACGAUGGACCAUGUGAGGAAAGCGAAAAUACUACUUUAUAAGCAAUCCCAAGCCAUCGCCUUCGCCGAAGAGUUGAAAGUGCUAUCCGUGGGAGCGACGCUGCGCAAAGGAAACAGAUUGGUCGGAUUGAACGCAUAUGUAGACAACGAUGGAGUACUGCGGACUAGAGGCAGACUGAACUCAAUUGACAUAGCUGAAGACGCAAUUAUACUAGCUCCAGGAUGCCGGAUAACUAACCUAAUAGUGAGGAGCUUUCACGAGAAGUACCAUCAUCUUGCUCACGAGACUGCAAUAAACGACAUCAAGGCUUCGUUUUACAUCAGCCGCCUCCGAGUGUUGUAUAAAUCCGUGCGGAGUACAUGCCAACGAUGCAAGGUUGACAGUGCAGCUCCCAGACCACCCCAGAUGGCACCGAUUCCGAGAGCGAGAAUAGGAAGCUUCCAGAGACCGUUUACUUACACAGGCGUCGAUUAUUUUGGCCCGUUAUUGGUGAACGUCGGCAGGCGCAAAGAGAAGAGAUGGGUAGCUCUGUUCACCUGCCUCACGUUGCGCGCGGUGCAUUUCGAGAUCGCCUAUAGUCUGGACACAAGUUCAUGCAUCAUGUGCCUCUCCAAUUUUAUGGCACUUCGAGGGACUCCGAAGGAAAUAUUCUCAGACAAUGGUACGAACUUCAGAGCCACGGAAAAAGCCGUGCGAGAAGAGCUGAAAAAGAUCGAGCACGAUAAGAUCACCAUUAAGUUCGAUGGCAUAAAGUGGCGAUUCAACCCACCAGGAGCACCACACAUGGGCGGAGCAUGGGAGAGACUCGUCCGUACAACAAAAGGAAUUUUGAAAAACAUUUGCCCAAGUUACUCCUUCAACGACGAGGGCCUGAGAAACGCCUUGAUGGAGGCGCAAUUUAUCAUCAACUCGCGACCGCUCACGUUCGUAAGUCUGGACACUGAGGAUGACGCCGCUCUGACCCCGAACCACCUACUGUUGGGGUCAGCGAAUGGAUACAAGCCACUGCCAAAAGAAGGGAUGAAUCUGCAGCGUAGAUGGAUUGAGACUCAGCGCUUCGGGGACCGUUUUUGGCAGCGAUGGAUUAAAGAGUAUGCGCCCGUAUUAACCAGGCGCACCAAAUGGUUCGAGAAGGUACCUCCCAUAACCAUUGGGAGCAUCGUAGUCAUCGUAGAUGAGCUUCUACCCAGGAACUUGUGGCUAAAGGGACGAGUGAUCGACACAAUGAAGGCCAAGGAUGGACAAGUUCGACGAGUAACUAUAAAGACCCAGCACGGCAUUUUGGAAAGACCAGCAACGAAGAUAGCGGUUUUGGACGUCGGCUUGGAGGAUGGUAACUGACCACGAACCGGGAUCAAUUACGGGGGAGGGAAUGUUGCCGCCGUAACAGAAUUUUGAUUUAAAUUUGAAUUGUUUAGAAUAAGCACACAUAUGUAAACUUAUCGAUAGGUUUAGUAACGGCCAAAAGAAGGAAAAGCGUCGGCCAUCGCUAUUAGAAAGAAGAAGAGAAAUACGGUGAAGUUAACGUGUGGAUAAAACACGAAGUUUUUUAGCGCGCUUUUCACAUUUUUGUGGCACGCAUAUGGACUAAUAAAGAUUAUUAUUAAGAAAUUGUGUGUUUGCUAAAGAAACGUGGGGCCACACGUCCCGGAGACAACAGAUAUGUUAAUGCGGUGCGAGCUUUUCAAAUAGAAAUUAUCACCAAUCACAUGCGAAUUAGUCUUUAACUAAGUAUUUCCUUUCGCUUCGCUUUCGUAGAUUCCAUGGAAUUUUCUGCCAGCCUUCAAUCGAGGUGGAAAAUAAUGAAAAGUGUUUGCACUGGCCUUUAUCUGAAAGCGUCGAUAUCUAAUUAUUAUUUCGUAUUUGUGCCCUUGACGCACCGAGAUUGUGGUGCUUUCCUUAGAGGUCUGUUUACCCAGUUACUUAUUUAUUUGCCCAGCCAUUCACUAAAAAGAAAGAAAAGAAAACAGCUAAUAUUUGUUUGGUGUCCCAUUUAUUAUGCCUUAAUUCACAAGUGCUCGUAUAUGUCAGAGAUAGCCCCGGAGAAGGUCAAGCGAGGGGGUGAAAGACACGGGCACGUGAUCGCUCAUAGCUCGGGGAUACGGGAUCCAAGAUUGCAGAUGACAUGGUGCCUUCAAACACUUUAAUCAAUUUGCUCGAUUAAGGACUCAGUGCACAUUCCAAAGGAAAAUUGAUUGCAGUUUGGUUGCGGAAGGUUCUCGAAUUAAAAAUUUCACAUUCGUUAUCUAUUAGUCGUUUUGAUUAACGACAGCUUAUUAGCUAGCGAUUCACUUUAACGACCGACUGUUUUUCGCUGGAAAAACAUUAAGAGGCUUUGUCGAAUUAGUUGGUGAAAUUAUGGACUUGAACCAUUUUAGAUCAUUGCAAAAUUCCCUUCAAUUUUUUAAUACGAGAGACCUUAA
Molecule: messenger RNA, 7410 nt
Organism: Drosophila ananassae
Lineage: Eukaryota; Metazoa; Arthropoda; Insecta; Diptera; Drosophilidae
Gene: CAH9
Product: carbonic anhydrase 2
Exons: 2
Coding region: 1094-6328 (1744 amino acids)
Biological process (GO): DNA integration
Cellular component (GO): cytoplasm
Molecular function (GO): nucleic acid binding; carbonate dehydratase activity; zinc ion binding
Source: RefSeq, a predicted model, not a curated record